AUGGCGCAGCAUGACUUCACUCCAGCCUGGCUUAAUUUUCCCACAGCACCCUUAUCAGCCCAGGUACCGUAGUGUUUGUGUGUAGCCUAUGUCCAGUCCAAUGUGUGUCUUGUCUCUCUGGCUGUGUGUAUGUGCACAAGAUAUACUGCCUGCCCUCUUGUGUAGACACACAUGUUGUCUUCUGUUCAUUUCAGACACACGUAUAAAACGUGAUUGUUGUAUGGAGUAUUUGUCAGCCUGACAGUCUGUCUGUGUGUUAGCCCUCUCAGGUCUAUGACAAGCCUUUCGAGUCUCCUGCCGAACGUCUGGACAGCCAAGGGGAUGUGAGUCGCAAACGACACAACUCAUCAGAUGGCUCAGAGUCUGUCAACAGACACACUGAGGGUAUGGAACUAACUAAUGUCUGAAGUAGAACAUAUAUUAAUGUUGGCUAGAAUUAACUAAUCAAGAGCUGGUUUGACACCUUUAUGUGCCUCUCAGUCAACCACCUACUUGUCUGGCUGUCUGUCCAUCUCGCAGCCCAUCUAUUCUUUAUCUACCUAUCAUACUUCCAGUAUCUAUCCAUCCAUGCGUUUGUCUCUGUGAGAUAGAGGGACACUCUAUACUCAUUGGUAAAGCCAAAUUGUCUGAUUCACAGGAGGCUACUCCAGGAACGGAUGGAGAGUCCGGAAUGGCAGCGAGGGCUCGAGCUCAUGCUCUCCCCUUCAGCAAGGCGGACCCCCGCCCCGCUCCAAGAGCAAAGGCCUGCCGGAGGACCAGCGAGGCCAUAGGGACGACGGGGACAAACGCAAGCAGUUUGAAGCUGAAGACUUUGUGAGUGGUGUAGUAAGGCAGCCUAAUGGGGUUGUGACUACCUUAGGCUUUUUUCUUACGACCCAUCAAGUAGUCCUAAACAAAAACAAUGUUUUAAAGUUAUCACUAGGGCUGUUAAGGUGACCGUAUUACCGCCACACCGGCGGUCAUGAGUCAUGACCACAGUCAAAUUCUAUGUGACCGUUUAGUCACGAUAACUAGGCUUCUCCAAAACUGCGCUCUGAUGCUGCUGAUGGUCAUUAGUAGCCUACCAAACUUGCUAAUGGCCUGGUACUCAGCGAUCUAUUGUCUUUCUAAUCACUCUGACAUCAAUGCAAGUACAAUCGAAAAUCAAAUCAAACACUUCAUGAGAGCCCAUGAGCUUGUGUUGCGCAACAUUUCUAUAGGCUAUGCAAUUGCAUGAGAAAACAGUUUUGAUGGCCUCUAAGAGGAUCCCAUCAGCUUUUUCUAUAGGCUUACUAUAUUUAUUUCUCAACUUUCCAAAUAUUAAGCACAUUGCUUUGCUUUACAACAGGAGUAUUGCCUACCUGGCUGGCAUGAAAAUGAACCGUUGGAAAAGCGUCCUCCAUUCGCUUUUUAAGUGCAUAGAUGACAUGUACACUACAUGACCAAAAACUCGUCGAACAUAUCAUUCCAAAAUCAUGGGCAUUAAGAUAGAGUUGGUCCCUUUUUGCUGUUAUAACAACCUCCACUCUUCUGGGAAGGCUUUCCACUAGAUGUUGGGACUUGCUUCCAUUCAGCUACAAGAGUAUUAGUGAGGUUGGGCACUGCAGUAGGGCGAUUAGGCCUGGUUCGCAGUCGGCGUUCCAAUUCAUCCCAAAGGUGUUCGAUGGGGUUGAGGUCAGGGCUCUGUGCAGGCCAGUCAAGUUCUUCCACAUUGAUCUCGACAAACCAGUUCUGUAUGGACCUUGCUUUGUGCACGGGGCAUUGUCAUGCUGAAACAGUAAAGGGCCUUCCCUAAACUGUUUUCACAAUGUUGGAAGCACAGAAUCGUCUAGAAUGUCAUUGUAUGCUGUAGCGUUAAGAUUUCCCUUCACUGGAACUAAGGGGCCCAGCCCGAACCAUGAAAACAGCCCCAGACCAUUAUUCCUCCUCCACCAAACUUUACAGUUGGCACUAUGCAUUGGGGUAGGUAGCGUUCUCCUGGCAUCCGCUAAACCUAGAUUUGUAUGUCGGACUGCCAGAUGGUGAAGCUUGAUUCAUCACUCCAGAGAACGCGUUUCCACUGCUCCAGAGUCCAAUGGUGGCAAGCUUUACACCACUCCAGCCGACGCAUAGCAUUGCGCAUGGUGAUCUUAGGCUUGUGUGCGGCUGCUCGGCCAUGGAAACCCAUUUCAUGAAGCUCCUGACGAACAGUUCUUGUGCUGACGUUGCUUCCAGAGGCAGUUUGGAACAAUGGUAGUGAGUGUUGCAACCGAGGACAGACAAUUUUUUAUGCGCUUCAGCACUCGGCGGUCCCGUUCUGUGAGCUUGUGUGGCCUACCACUUCGUGGCUGAGCCGUUGUUGCUCCUAGACGUUUCCACUUCACAAUAACAGCACUUACAGUUGACCGGGGCAGCUCUAGCAGGGCAGAAAUUUGACACACUGACUUGUUGGAAAGGUGGCAUCCUAUGACGGUGCCACAUAGAAAGUCACUGAGCUCUUAGGAACGGGCCAUUCUACUGCCUAUGUUUGUCUAUGGAGAUUGCAUGGCGUUGUGCUCAAUAUUAUACACCUGUCAGCAACGGGUUUGACUGAAAUAGCUGAAUCCACUAAUUUGAAGUGGUGUCCACAUACUUCUGGCCAUGUGUAUAGCCUAAUGUUUGUAUCACAACUAAAGUUGCACAAAUAACUAUAAAUUAAGCAUAUAGGAGGACCUGUUUCCUUGCUCAACACAGAAUAACCGCAUGUGCGCACUCCCUCUGAAAUCUUUUGGAGAAAAUAUCCUUUCUAUUUUAUUCAGCAAUGUUCAAUUGUAUUCUUCAUACUAUAAAAUAAUGCCACGGAAUUCUAAGCAAAUCUUGUCUGCUAAAUGAACUGUGUAGCCCAAAGCCAUGUGGCAUAGCUAGAUCAGGGCCUAACAUAAGUACAACUCAGAAUAUGCUAUUCUGUUCUUCUGAAAUAGGCUACAUUUUCUUCAUAUCAUAUUUCUUUAGACCUGUCUAAAAUAAAUAAUGGAUUUAUUGUGAUGGUGUAGGCUAUAUUAAAUGGAUUUAUUAGACUUUUUUAAAUGUAGAUGUUCCUACGGUCUGCAUCAGUGGCUUGUAGGCUAUGCAUUGAAGCCAGGAGAUGCUAAAUUUGUUUAUGUUAAUUAAUGGUAAAUUACUGUGAGACAGGCAGUUAUUUGCAAGACAGUCACCGGCUGACAAAAUUUCAUGACCGCCACAGCCCUAGUUAUCACCCAAUCUGACUCAAAUGGAAUCAGCCUUGACCUAUUGGUUUGGCAUAUGCUCACGCCAUCCUCCCUUCAGGAAACACUCAUCAGUCUUUCUUCCCCAAAUGCCUCAUCUUUAAUAUUAUGUUAGUGUUUUUCAAAGAUAUAGAUUGUGAAUUUUAUCUUAUUCUUUCCAAACCCUUUGUUUUUGCCAUGUCUCAGAUGUAUCCUACUCAACAACAUGCUAGUGUACUAAGAUGCAUGCUGUUUUUCUUUCAGCCCUCACUCAAUCCUAAUGCAGAACGAGAGGUUAACCAUAAAGCUGUUGCCACUGGAGUAUGGGGUGAGCUACCAGUGUAUUAUCUCUCCAUUCUCCAACUUGAUUUGACUUUGAUGCAGUUUUCUCCUUUAGUUGCCCUUUUUGGACCAAAUAGUCUUAAUACCUAUUUAAUUAAUAUAUUAUUAUGAAAACUGUACCUUUAAAAAAAAAAAAGUACUUAUAAGGCAAAUUGAAAAGGUGUUCCAUCUUUCAUUCUGCUCUGUCUGUUCAGAACACCCGCCCAACCCUCAAUCCAGGGGCUCUAAAAUGAUGGUGAUCAAACGCGUCUCCAAGGAGGAGCCCACAACAGCAACGUCCUGCACGGCCACGCCCCAACAACAACAAGCCUUGUCCCGCAACGGCCCCUCCAUCUACAAGGCCCCCAUCCCAAACUCUGUCAGUCUUCCAGUUAAGGUGAGAUUGUCAGGUCCCGGUUGCAUAAAACAUUUAAAGUCCCUUAAAGUCUCCUUAAAGGCCCAUUGCAGUCAAAUAAGGGAUUUUCCUGUGUUUUAUAUAUACAUUUCCACACUGAGAUUGAAAUGGUACUAUAAAAUUAUGAUAAUUCCCUUUUAGUGUAAGAGCUGUUUGAAAAUAUAUUUCAGCCUGUUGUGGUGGGAUGGAGUUUUGGCCUGCCUGUUGACAAUGGACCAUUAAGAGUUCCAAAACCUUUCUGCCAAUAACGGCUAUUUUUCAGUUUUCCCCUCCCCACUCAGACCACUCACAGACAGUCCUAGCAAAAUUCUUGCUUGAGAAAUUGAUCUUAGCUAAGAAGCUAUUUUAAUUGAAAAAGAUCACAGUAAGGUACUUAAUUGUUACCCAGAAAUGUUUUGAUAUUGAGAUAAAAACAUUCCUCACAAGACUGGUCCUUUGUAGCUCAAUUGGUAGAGCAUGACGCUUGUAAUGCCAGGGUAGUGGGUUCGAUCCCCGGGACCACACAUACGUAAAAAUGUACGCACACAUGACUGUAAGUCGCUUUGGAUAAAAGCGUCUGCUAAAUGGCAUAUUAUUAUAAGACUCAUGAAAAGCUAGCCCGGUACCAGUUUAAAAAAAUGGAAGUAUAUAUGCAGUGAGGGGAAAAAGGAUUUGAUCCCCUGCUGAUUUUGUACAUUUGCCCACUGACAAAGAAAUGAUCAGUCUAUAAUUUUAAUGGUAGGUUUAUUUGAACAGUGAGAGACAACAAAAGCAGGGGCAGGGGGACCUUGCGGGCGCUGCAGGAUUUCAGUCCUUCACGGCGUAGUGUGUUACCAAUUGUUUUCUUGGUGACUAUGGUCCCAGCUGCCUUGAGAUCAUUGACAAGAUCCUCCUGUGUUGUUCUGGGCUGAUUCCUCACCGUUCUCAUGAUCAUUGCAACUCCACAAGGUGAGAUCUUGCAUGGAGCCCCAGGCUGAGGGAGAUUGACAGUUAUUUUGUGUUUCUUCCAUUUGCGAAUAAUCACACCAACUGUUGUCACCUUCUCACCAAGAUGCUUGGCGAUGGUCUGGUAACCCUUUUCCAGCCUUGUGUAGGUCUACAAUCUUGUCCCUGACAUCCUUGGAGAGCUCUUUGGUCUUGGCCAUGGUGGAGAGUUUGGAAUCUGAUUGAUUGAUUGCUUCUGUGGACAGGUGUCUUUUAUACAGGUAACAAGCUGAGAUUAGGAGCACUCCCUUUAAGAGUGUGCUCCUAAUCUCAGCUCGUUACCUGUAUAAAAGACACCUGGGAGCCAGAAAUCUUUCUGAUUGAGAGGGGGUCAAAUACUUAUUUCCCUCAUUAAAAUGCAAAUCAAUUUAUAAAAAUGUUUACAUGCGUUUUUCUGGAUUUUCUGUUGUUAUUCUGUCUCACUGUUCAAAUAAACCUACCAUUGAAAUUAUAGACUGAUCAUUUAUUUGUCAGUGGGAAAAUGUACAAAAUCAGCAGGGGAUCAAAUACUUUUUUCCCUCACUGUACAGGCCCGUCUGAAGUUUGCCAAUGAACAUCUGAAUGAUUCAGAGGAGAACUGGGGCAAAGUGUUGUGGUCAGAUGAGACCAAAAUCGAGCUCUUUGGCAUCAACUCAACUCGCCAUGUUUGGAGGAGGAGGAAUGCUGCCUAUGACCCCAAGAACACCAUCCCUACCGUCAAACAUGGAGGUGGAAACAUUAUGCUUUGGGGGUGUUUUUCUGCUAAGGGGACAGGACAACUUCACCGCAUCAAAGGGACGAUGGACGGGGCCAUGUACCGUCAAAUCUUGGGUGAGAACCUCCUUCCCUCAGCCAGGGCAUUGAAAAUGGGUCGUGGAUGGGUAUUCCAGCAUGACAAUGACCCAAAACACACGGCCAAGGCAACAAAGGAGUUGCUCAAGAAGAAGCACAUUAAGGUCCUGGAGUGGCCUAGCCAGUCUCCAGACCUUAAUCCCAUUGAAAAUCUGUGGAGGGAGCUGAAGGUUUGAGUUGCCAAACGUCAGCCUUGAAACCUUAAUGACUUGGAGAAGAUCUGCAAAGAGGAGUGGGACAAAAUCCCUCCUGAGAUGUGUGCAAACCUGGUGGCCAACUACAAGAAACGUCUGACCUCUGUGAUUGCCAACAAGUCAUGUUUUGCAGAGGGGUCAAAUACUUAUUUCCCUCAUUAAAAUGCAAAUCAAUUUAUAUAACAUUUUUGACAUGCAUUUUUCUGGAUUUUGUUGUUGUUAUUCUGUCUCUCACUGUUCAAAUAAACCUACCAUUAAAAUUAGAAACUGAUCAUGUCUUUGUCAGUGGGCAAACGUAUAAAAUCAGCAGGGGAUCAAAUACUUUUUUCCCUCACCGUAGAAGUAGUUUACUGCAACGAAAAAAGUGUAGCACUUUUUUUUGUUUACUACAUGAUUCAAUAUGUGUUAUCAUAGUUUUGAUGUCUAAACUAUUAUUCUACAAUGUAGAAAAUAGUAAAAAUAAAGAAAAACCCUGAAAUGAGUAGGUGUGUCCAAACUUCACUGAUACUGUACUUCCAUUCAUUUUUUAAAGAUGGUACCCAGCUACCUUCAGACUAGUUAUGAGAGGCUUGUGGGCAUCCUAGAGCAAAGCAAUCGACAUGUACGUGUUCUUGAGAGACUCACCUUCCCACAGAUGGGUCAUAUUAUUGUGUAGCCCAAACUGUUCAGACGCUACAGACAGAAUUUGGCAGAUCGGCUGUACCGACUUCAGACGAGUCCCGUACACCAACGUGUUCGUGGGAGUCUCAUCUUUCCAUAGAGGGCUUGAUAGUUUGUACGCCAAACCAUUCAGACACUGACUUUUUCCACAUUUUGUUACGUUACAGCCUUAUUCUAAAAUUGAUUAAAUCGUUUUUAUCUCAUAAAUCUACACACAAUAGCCCAUAAUGACGGAGCUCUAUGGACAAUUCCUUUGACCUCAUGGGUUGGUUUUUGCUCUGACAUGCGCUGUCAACUGUGGAACCUUUUAUAUAGACAGGUGUGUGCCUUUCCAAAUUAUGUCCAAUCAAUUUAAUUUACUGCAGGUGGACUCAUAUCAAGUUGUAGAAACAUCUCAAGGAUCAUCAAUGGAAACAGGAUGCACCUGAGCUCACUUUCGAGUCUCAUAGUAAAGGAUUUGAUUACUUAUGUAAAUAAGGUAUUUCUGUUUUCAUUUUUUUAUGCAUUUGCAAACAUUUCUAAAAACCUUUUUUCUCUUUUGUCAUUAUGGGGUAUUGUGUGUAGAUUGAGUAAAUUUGUUUAUUUAAUCCAUUUUAUAAUAAGGCUGUAAGUGAACAAAAUGUGGAAAAAGUCAAGGUCUGAAUACUUGCUUUCUGCUGCUAGCUAGCUGCUGCUGUUGCGCAGCAACCAAGUUACUGGUCCCUGUUUUAGAACUCUGAGAUUCAGCUGAAAAGAUGUUAGCAUUGUCAGAAAUGCUACAAAAAGUUAGCACAUCGUUGGUUCUUAGUGGACAGAAAUCAGCACGUGAGAGCUAAAACAUUUUAUAAAAACUGUUGCAUCUACAAACUAAGUAAAUCAGAUUUUUCUUUUAAUCCAAUGUUCACUUUAGAAUUUGAAAAUAGGUAGGCGCAGAAAAUACUCAAACUCAAUUGCUAACGCCCUGGUAAAAAACCUGGUAUGUGGUUCUCUGUAUCGGCCGGACAGCUCAUGACGAGAGGUGUGCUGUGUAUUUCCAAUCAAGGUGAUUUGCGAAUUUUCAUCAACAUUGGUGUCAUAUUGGCUUAGAUAUGAUGAUAGGGAGAUUUGAAUGUAACAUUGAGCUUCAACAAAUGCAUAUAUUUUUGUGGGGAAUAGCCCACACAAUAAUUGAUUGACUAAUUGCUGUUUUCUAGGCGAGUCGCUCCAGCUCAUCGUCCCCAGUGAACAAGGGCAGUCAGCCGCGGCUCAUGAUGCGUCUGACACGCAUGCGCUUGGACCGCAAGAGCCACUUCCUCAAAGCCCUCAAACAGGACAUGGUGGACGAGGAGGACCUCCAUCAUAACUGCAAGGUGUGUGCGUGCCUGCGUGCACGUCAUGCACAGAGAAACUCUACUUUUCCUCAUCAACAAAUGUACAGAGAAAAAGGUUUAAAGGUGUAUGUAUCAGACCAACUUAACUGACAUCACUUUGAAUGGCUAGCAUACAAAUAAUUAGUUUUUGUAACAGUUACCCUUAGACUGCGAUCAUAACGCCGUCUUUGAUGCCUUAUGCAUCUGUAUGACAACCGACUCAGUCAUCCACCCAUAAUUGUAUCAUUUUGAAAUGGUUAUGUCAAUGAAAAGUCAGGCUCAACAUUGUACUCUUGUCUGUGACAGGUAAAAAAAAAUGUUGGACAAGUAGAAUAUAGAUUUAAAUUGUCCGAAUGGACAAGUAAAAAUUGUCACUAUCAAACAAUUACUCCGAUCACAAGUGUAUCAAAGUGUCCUCUGCAUGCGACAUGUUGUGCGCUGUUCUCCCAAUUUCUGCAGAGUGCAUCGGAGUAGAAUUGUUAGGGGCUAUUGUAUUGACAGGCACCGCUUUUGCCAGUGUAAAAAUAUUGUAAUAAUUAUAUUCUGUAGUCCAGUGGUCACCAACCGGUCGCUCUUCAAGGCAUUCCUAGUUGAUCACCAAACAUUUCUGUAGAAAAGCCAAUGAAAAAGGCUUGCGUUCCUUUCUUUUUUUUUUUUUUUUGGCGCUGUUGGCGGUAGGUGCACUUGAUUCAGAAGCCCUGCGCACUGGACUUCUGUUCCCAUUUUGGGAUCUGUGGCUAAAUCAAGUGUGCCUACUGCGCUGGCCGAUCGGAUAGCUCAAAUCACUGUGCCAACAGCUUCCUCGGCCACAGCAAAGUUUGAUACGUGAGAUUUCAUCACUUUUAAAAACAUGACCAGAGAGAGGCUGUCAAAGAAUACAGCAAAGAGCUGCUGUUUUUAUGAGUGAGUUCAUGUCUAAGUUUUUAUUCAGCACUGUCAGCACAAAUUACUAAACAUAAAACGCGCUUCCACUUGUCCUGCAGCUGCAAUAAAUGAGUAGCCAAGUGUAUCGAUAGCCCUGCGUUUUUAUUAUUACUAGCAGCUCGUCGUGUCUAUUUUAAUAUCGAGGAAUAUUUCACUUUCUCAGGUCAUAGGAACAACAUGAAUCUGUGCAUGAGGCAGAUGCGGUGCGACUCCAGUUUCGCUAUUAGGUGGAAGACUGGGUCCACUCUCUCUGGUCAGUCUCACCUGAGGAAAGUGUUGUGGUAAUUAUUCUAAUCAAAGGAGAGAGACUUUGUUAUUUCUUCAAACAAUCAUUCUUUAAUAUUGAUGAUUUAAUGAUUGCAAUAAUGAAGCUGGCCGAUCUCACACUGAAGUGUGAUGCUGAGAGCUCCACGAGCAGAUUCGGGUUACACCUUUUAUAGCAAAGUACAUCCUCCUCAAUGUUCAUGACAAACAACAGAUGCGUGGAAUGGGUCAAAAGGUUAGGAUUUGUAUGAAAGCAAUGAAUAAUUCACAGCAGACAGUAUCUGCUGUGAAGACUGUUCUCAUUGUAUGGAAACCAGGGUUUGGCCCUCAAGACGAGGUUCUUAUCUUAUUCAUAACAGAUCUCGUCCUUGAUACCUUAUACACACAGACACCAAUCCAGUCUAUGAAAUGCAGGCUCAGUCAGACCGGAGACAUCUCCCUCUCACAGACCACUAAUCAUAGAAUGCAAUGUGGCUGUUGGUUUUAUCACCUAGCCAUCACUUAAUCAGUUGCCAGCCCAAGCUUCAGAGGCUCCUCUCAGUUCACACAAAUACAGAUGAGCGAGUUCUAACAACCCUAUUCUAUUGCAUAAAACAACCAUUCGAUGCAUAAACAGUAUUAUAACAAUUUUGUAAUUUCUCCACCACAAUCCCCAUUUUGAGACUUCUCAACUUAAAAGAAAAUUACAAGGUUUAAAAUACAUUAAUACACGUAUUCAAACCUUAUAAGGCAGCAGGUCACACCACACACACACACGUGAAUAGGGUGAGUGCUCUGCAAUACUGAGGCUGGUCGACCCCACACUAUUGCACUAGUGAACUCAGCAAAAAAAGAAACAUCCUCUCACUGUCAACUUUGUUUAUUUUCAGCAAACUUAACGUGUAAAUAUUCUGGGACAUUUCUGGGGGGAAUGGCCCUAGCCCUCACAUUCCAAUCCAACAGGUCCCAGACGUGCUGAAUGGGAUUGAGAUCCGGGCUCUUCGCUGGCCAUGGCAGAACACUGACAUUCCUGUCUUGCAGGAAAUAACAAGCAGUAUGGCUGGUGGCAUUGUCAUGCUGGAGGUUCAUGUCAGGAUGAGCCUGCAGGAAGGGUACCACAUGAGGGAGGAGGAUGUCUUCCCUGUAAUGCACAGCGUUGAGAUUGCCUUCAAUGACAACAAGCUCAGUCCGAUGAUGCUGUGACACACCGCCCCAGACCAUGACGGACCCUCCACCUCCAAAUCGAUCCCGCUCCAGAGUACAGGCCUCGGUUUAAUGCUCAUUCCUUCGACGAUAAACGUGAAUCCGACCAUCACCCCUGGUGAGACAAAACCGCGACUCGUCAGUAAAGAGCACUUUUUGCCAGUUCUGUCUUGUCCAGUGACGGUGGGUUUUUGCCCUUAGGCGACGUUGUUGCCGGUGAUGUCUGAUGAGGACCUGCCUUACAACAGGCCUACAAGCCCUCAGUCCAGCUUCUCUCAGCCUAUUGCGGACAGUCUGAGCACUGAUGGAGGGAUUGUGCGUUCCUGGUGUAACUCAGGCAGUUGUUGUUGCCAUCCUGUACCUGUCCCGCAGGUGUGAUGUUCGGAUGUACCGAUCCUGUGCAGGUGUUGUUACACGUGGUCUGCCACUGCGAGGACAAUCAGCUGUCCGUCCUGUCUCCCUGUAGCGCUGUCUUAGGCGUCUCACAAUAUGGACAUUGCAAUGUAUUGCCCUGGCCAUAUCUGCAGUCCUCAUGCCUCCUUGCACCAUGCCUAAGGCACAUUCAUGCAGAUGAGCAGGGACCCUGGGCAUCUUUCUUUUGGUGUUUUUCAGAGUCAGUAGAAAGGCCUCUUUUAGUGUCCUAGGUUUUCAUAACUGUGACCUUAAUUGCCUAUCGUCUGUAAGCUGUUAGUGUCUUAACGACCGUUCCACAGGUGCAUGUUCAUUAAUUGUUUAUGGUUCAUUAAACAAGCAUGGGAAACAGUGUUUAAACCCUUUACAAUGAAGAUCUGUGAAGCUAUUUGGAUUUUUACGAAUUAUCUUUGAAAGACAGGGUCCUGAAAAAGGGACAUUUUUUGUGUGUGAUUUAUAUUACCAUUAUAAAUGACCAUCCGUUGGUUCAUUGAGCUUUUUACCUUAACAUAAAAUUAUCCUUAAUUGGGAACGAUAUAAACAUUAAAAUAUCGUUAAGAAAUUCUCAGCAAUGUAAAUCAUUUUUCAUCAGUACGAAACACAAUCAUCAUGUUGAUACUGAGCACGCUCCCAUUGGUCAGCAUGGUGGAAAUAACUAUUUCCAUCCCCAUAACACCAUCUGUAGAAACUAAAAUGUGCGUAUUUGUUGGACAAAUCCAGGUAGUGACUCCCGGUUUAAGUAACAUUUAUUCUGUUUAGGGCCUAAUGAAAAUGACCCAGGACAAGCAUCAUGAAUCCACUAUAAGGCAACACCUAUGGACUCUGUUUCAUUAGCAUAAACCUGCUAUAGUUCCUGAGUAUUAUGAUUAAAAUAAAAAAUGUAAUUUGGUCAUGUAUAUAGGUCAAAUAGAUUAGGAUCAGUUUCACUCUCAGGAUCAGAGUUCACCCUCUCCAUUCACCAGGACAUGCUGAGAAUAGUGUCAAUAUCUUUAGUACACAACUUCUUUACCCGCGUCACAAUAGCAUAACAACAAUCAAAACAAUCAAUCCAUAACAUAUUAAUUGCUUCACUCAUAUGAUUAUUAACAAACUAAAAACUUACUCAAAUCAAUUAGUCAGUUUUCAAAAAAUCAUUCAGUUUCCAAAUCAUAAUCAAAACCCUAUUUUAGUUAUCCAAACCAAAUGUAGAAUGACAAUGCCUAGUGAUUCACAUUGGUCCUGUCACUCAAAGUUAAAACCCUCAACUUAGCACACAUCGACACUGAAUGUACAUUUAUAUUAACAUAAUUACAGAUCAGAAUCUUAAUGCAUUCUUAAUCUAAAUUACUGUAAGUUUAGCAGUGUGUAGUCCUCCACAAUCAACCUGAUACCCCAAAAUAAACAAUUUUAGACAAGCCUAAAGCAGUUAUGGGCACAGUUGACCAACACCCUCCUUCCCCGGCACUCAAUCUUCUGGUGUCUCUUCAUUUUCUUCUUCAGAUAGCAUUGUAGUUCAAAGUGGAUGGCCCAUGAUAAGUCCCAAUUUCAUUGUCUCACCUGGGCCGCCCACUACCUUUACCACCCAUUACGUCUUGUCCAUUUGCCAACCAGUAUACCAGCAACAUGAGAGAAGUUUGGAACUGAUCUCUCGUCAUGCUCACCACACGUGGACUCCUGUCGCACUCCUGAGAGAAAAGGUAUGAGAGAGAAGGCAGUUGAUAGCUUCGAUUGGAUGCUGUGUACAGGUUGCUGGCUCGGACUCAGGUCUCACGGUAGAAGUGGUGCAGGACCAUACUGAACGGCAUUUUCUUCAGCCGGUCAGAGGGGGUUUUGAGGUUCAGACCGUUUUUGGCCGAAUGAUCCCUUUUAUGCAUCUAGAUACCAUCUGUAGUCACCUUCACCAUAACCUCGGGAGAGGACAGAUCAGAACAACAGUUUAGUUCAGUUCAUUUCUGAUUCAGGGAAUCCAGACAAGCAUUGACUGUAUGACAAAUUAUUACUUUUACCAAUAUUCUUAAUACAAAUUUCUAAGACAAGAAUAACAACACGUUCUGUUGAAACUAUUUUUUAAAUUGGCUUGUACUCCGCUAUCACACUGUUGACCUCACCGCAGAGUCACAGGAUCAGGAAGUUAGACCGCUAAUCCUUAGGGAGUAAUCUCGAUCAUCCAUCAGACCCAAUCUGGUGAGAUUUGUAUCGAAACAGAACAAACAACACAACAAUGCACUCCUUCAUAUAUCACUCGAUACACUUCUAUAUAUCACUCAAGGUGUGUAAAACUUCAAUCCAAAAACCUUCAGAGGACCAGUAACACCUCCAUUUUGACACGACUCACAUCGUGAUUAAAUAAUAAAUAAAUAAAAAUGAGUCACUAAAUUAACACCACUAACAUAUAUUCAUAACAAGUGUGUUGUGUGUGGGUAUUUGCAAAAACAAACAAAAAUGGGCAGGCCUUAUUUAAUUUGGGCGCUCCCUUUACGGCAGAAUACGGAUACCUUUAUACUUACAAAACUGCCGAAUUUCACUAACUGCUCUCCCCAAGACCAGUCUCGGGAAACAUUUCAAAGAGAGCGAUAAUGACUAACCCCUCUCCUGGAAGAGAAAGUGUACAUUUCGUUAAUAUCCACUCUGCUACAUCUUAAUCAGCAACCCAAAAGUUGUAAUUACAAACAAAACAUGAUAAUGAUUAGUCCACUGUACUCCCUCCAAUCAUUAAUUGUUUGUUUUAAUCCACCCCAAUGUUUAUGUAAUCUUAUUUAGACACAACGACAUUUAUCUGACUGGUCUCUCUUUUCCCCAAGAUUUUCCGUAUCCACCACACCACAAUGCCCUUCAUGUUCAUGAACAAACAUUUUAAAAGGUAAUUUUAGGUUUGGUAGCCCCAAUGCUGUUGCUUGACAGAAUUGCUUCUUAAAAACUUGACUAACACUUACUCCCAAUAUUAACUCCAAUCUAAUUUCCCGUAAGGUAAAGUUAAAACACAUCAGAUGGUACAGCGUCCCGUUAAGCAGAACAAACACUUUCUAAAAUAAACAAACCCAGAACCCCUUUCCAGAAAUCGUAUUAUUGUAACCUGUUGCAUUGAUUUUGUAAAAAUAGAAACCUAUUAAUUAACAAAUCUAGAACCUUCAACAAGUUCGUGCUGUCUCAUCAGCGUAAUAGUCAAAACUAACUGUAAUCCACAUCAAUUACUUUACACUGUUCCACGUAAUGGAAACAGAUUAUCAUUUUAGAAUACAUUAACUUGUUUGCUUUAAUCACUGGUGUUACCCAAACUAUAGAAUUAAGUACUAAUUAUUAGAAAUCGUCAAAGAACAUCUCCGCAUUCAACUUAGUCAUACCACUACAACAAACUUAACCCACUUCGUCCUUUACAGCCUCAUAGAGCCCAGCGAGCAUGACUCGCUUUCACCAGCGGACUAAAACAUGGAAACUCUUCUAUUCUUUCCAGUAUAAAAAAUUUAUAACAUAAAUCAUUCUCAAACAACGUUCUGUGUUUACCUCUAACGUAAGGAUUAAAAAAAUUAAAAAAUAACUUGACAACUUUCUCUACUCUUUCUGCUUCACACUCAUGAAAUGUCCAUGAGUUUAAAAUUAACAUGUAAUGCGCCAAGUUUAUAAAAUACAUCAGUCAAUCCAUAAGGAAAAAUAUACAUUUCGAUGGGUGCUAAAAUAGUUCACAAUACUAGAGCCUCUUUCAGCCCACAACUUAAAUUAAUUGUAUUAUAGCCUUGUAUUAUCAUGCAAUAAUUAAUACCCAUGUUUAGUUAUUAAUUAUGAUCAUGGUCGCAGCUCUACCACAAUUGCCUGUCCACUAUUAUUAGAAUGCAUUAGAUAUAGGUAAUAGUCCCUUCUGAGUAGACAACAGGUAAUAAAACAAACACUGACUAUUGUCGACAAGCAUACAUUCAAUAUAUAUCCAUAGUAUUAAUAUUCAAUGUAGUGAUUUAAAUUACGACCCCCAUUCUCAGUAGUUUCCACCAGCAAACCAUUAGGCAACACAAAAAAUGAUUACCUCGAUAUUGUCCAGCUAUUCAUGUUGAACAAAUUAGCCUUUCAAUUUGACCCAAGCAAGCAGCUAAAUCGUUCAGUGGGGAGAGCAAGUAUUUGAUACACUGCCGAUUUUGCAGGUUUUCCUACUUACAAAGCAUGUAGAGGUCUGUAAUUAUUAUCAUAGGUACACUUCAACUGUGAGAGACGGAAUCUAAAACAAAAAUACAGAAAAUCACAUUGUAUGAUUUUUAAGUAAUGAAUUUGCAUUUUAUUGCAUGACGUAAGUAUUUGACACAUUAGAAAAGCAGAACUUAAUAUUUGGUACAGAAACCUUUGUUUGCAAUUACAGAGAUCAUACGUUUCCUGUAGGUCUUGAUCAGGUUUGCACACACUGCAGCAGGGAUUUUGGCCCACUCCUCCAUACAGACCUUCUCCAGAUCCUUCAGGUUUCGGGGCUGUCGCUGGGCAAUACGGACUUUCAGCUCCCUCCAAAGAUGUUCUAUUGGGUUCAGGUCUGGAGACUGGAUAGGCCUCUCCAGGACCUUGGGAUGCUUCUUACGGAGCCACUCCUUAGUUGCCCUGGCUGUGUGUUUCGGGUCGUUGUCAUGCUGGAAGACCCAGCCACGACCCAUCUUCAAUGCUCUUACUGAGGGAAGGAGGUUGUUGGCCAAGAUCUCGCGAUACAUGGCCCCAUCCAUCCUCCCCUCAAUACGGUGCAGUCGCCCUGUCCCCUUUGCAGAAAAGCAUCCCCAAAGAAUGAUGUUUCCACCUCCAUGCUUCACGGUUGGGAUGGUGUUCUUGGGGUUGUACUCAUCCUUCUUCUUCCUCCAAACACAGCGAGUGGAGUUUAGACCAAAAAGCUAUAUUCUUGUCUCAUCAGACCACAUGACCUUCUCCCAUUCCUCCUCUGGAUCAUCUAGAUGGUCAUUGGCAAACUUCCGACGGGCCUGGACAUGCGCUGGCUUGAGCAGGUGGACCUUGCGUGCACUGCAGGAUUUUAAUCCAUGACGGCGUAGUGUGUUACUAAUGGUUUUCUUUGAGACUGUGGUCCCAGCUCUCUUCAGGUCAUUGACCAGGUCCUGCCGUGUAGUUCUGGGCUGAUCCCUCACCUUCCUCAUGAUCAUUGAUGCCCCACGAGGUGAGAUAUUGCAUGGAGCCCCAGACCGAGGGUGAUUGACUGUCAUCUUGAACUUCUUCCAUUUUAUAAUAAUUGCGCCAACAGUUGUUGCCUCCUCACCAAGCUGCUUGCCUAUUGGCCUGUAGCCCAUCCCAGCCUUGUGCAGGUCUACAAUUUUAUCCCUGAUGUCUUUACACAGCUCUCUGGUCUUGGCCAUUGUGGAGAGGUUGGAGUCUGUUUGAUUGAGUGUGUGGACAGGUGUCUUUUAUACAGGUAACGAGUUCAAACAGGUGCAGUUAAUACAGGUAAUGAGUGGAGAACAGGAGGGCUUCUUAAAGAAAAACUAACAGGUCUGUGAGAGCUGGAAUUCUUACUGGUUGGUAGGUGAUCAAAUACUUAUGUCAUGCAAUAAAAUGCAAAUUAAUUACUUAAAAAUCAUACAAUGUUAUUUUCUGGAUUUUUGUUUUAGAUUCCGUCUCUCACAGUUGAAGUGUACCUAUGAUAAAAAUUACUGACCUCUACAUGCUUUGUAAGUAGGAAAACCUGCAAAAUCGGCAGUGUAUCAAAUACUUGUUCUCCCCACUGUAUAUCUUAAAACAAACACUGGCUGCUAGAUCUAAGCAAAACAUACCAAUAGUUGAAUUACAAUCAGAAACCCAGAUUUUUGUCAGUAAGAUAGACCCUAUGCCUAUUGAAAUGACAAGUAAAUCCAAUUACAAUGGUUUGUUGUCUUUACAUCUGGAACAUAAUAAUGACACCAUUACCAGAAAACAGCCUUAAAGUUCGUCCAAGUGUUUCUUUGCAAAGACUAACACUUACUCAAAGGGAAUACAUUUGCAGUCAACGAGUUGAAUCGACAUUCAUUGAUUUGGAAACAGAUCUGGAGAGUUUAAUAAAAGCGGAUUAUCUUUUCCCCUGCGACAUAAUGAAAUUCCUUUAUUACACCACAUGCGCUCUGCAAUGAUAAUUAUUUUGGAAACCCUAAGUUAGGCUUUGUACUACGUUAUAAGUUACGUAGAGAUUCCACCUUAUUUCGCUGUAACUGUAUGGAAAAGGGGUUUAUUCGAUAAAUAUAUCAACUCCUCAUACGGCGGAAAAAAACUAAUUUCCAGGCCUUAUGGGCAGUUUUGUGUUUUAAUGUAUUACCCGGGUGGAGAAAAUCCCAUAAGCAUUUUAUAGUUACAUCGGUUAAUUCCCCAUACUUUACCAAAAGUGGACAUACGCCAAUCAGUUUUCUGAGACCAUUUCCCAGAUAAUGCUCUAACCUUGUCUUUAUCAAAUGAUCCAUAAACGGACCACUCUGAACCUCUCAGAAUACUUUGUACACCCCUUACGUACAUCUACUUAUGGGUGCACAAGUUGGUAUAUGAAUAUUAUACGUGUCAUUAUUACUUCAUCAAAUCUGUAGGAAUAGAUUAUACACAUACAAUUUGUCACGUUUUCAUAUAUUCACAGAAUCCAUAUAAAACGUUAGAAAUCUUAGUUACUCACACCCACCACUCCAUGUGCGUUGUCAAUGACUCUCAAUCAGAACCCAAAAACCUUGGUUUCCCGGAUGCUGCCCGGCAGGUCAUGGGAUCCUCAACGGGUCUCAACAUACCACGGCAAAGUGUAGCCUCCCAGAAGCUAUAGACAUGCCGCUACUGUCUAAAAUAACGUCCCGCGCUCAAUACCACCCUGUGAUAUUCAAUGAUGGGCAGUGAUGGACGGAGCCCCAAGAUAACUUAUCUAAAUUUAAAUAAGAUUGUUAUACACGUUUCUAUAUCUUAUUAUCCAAACCACAGAUUAAGACUUAUUUCCACAUUCACACAACUCUCAUAUCACAUUCACACAAUGCUAUUCCCAAACACACUUAAUCAAUAUUUGUAUAACAUGCAGGAAUAUUUUCUUCUAUAACAGGGCCCAAAUUUGGAAUGUCAAAUCUAUUACAUUAACAUUUUACCAUAACCAAUUUUCCCAUAAUCAUAAAUCUCCUCUAAGGUUUCCAAAUUUGGGAAACCUGCAGGGAUCGGUCCCACCAAGAUACAAUAGCCGGACCAUACCCUAAAAGACUGGCCGAAAUACAAUGUCUAGAAGUCAGAUACACCGGUAUGCGCGACCUGUUCCCCUCAAUUGAAGAUCGCCGACAUUCCUAGGGUUCAUAAUAAGAUACAUUUUUAUCUUUUCCAAACCUACUCCACGUCCCUCAGGAAUACUUUAAAGACAAUGAACACCCUUUUCUCCUAACUGCCCACUUCUUACCUAGGUAAAUAAGAGACUAUACUUCUCUUUUCAACCUAGGAUAAGGGUAACACUUAGGUACGUGACAUUUUUAUUUUCUUGCCCACUCAACAUUUUCACCUAAACUGCCCACUCAACAUUAACAAUGUUCAAUUAGUACUAUUAAUUCUGUGCACUUUCAAGUUUAAUUAUUGAAAGAAAUCAGUCUCACCCUUCAUCUAAUUCUGUUCGAAAUGAUGUAUCCAUUCAGCCGACGCUCCCAGCCAGGUGGGGAUCCAAUCAGCUCCAUCUAGUGGAGUAUGGCUUCCCCGGCUGCAUCUAAUGCAACUCCGGUGCACGGUUAACCUGGAUAUCCCCGGGAGCAAUCAGCAAAAUGAAGAUUAUCAUUCCCUCCUCAUCACCAAAUUGUUGUGGUAAUUAUUCUAAUCAAAGGAGAGAGACUUUGUUAUUUCUUCAAACAAUCAUUCUUUAAUAUCUAUUAAUUAUUGCAAUAAUUGGUAUUGGUAUUUUAUUAGGAUCCCCAUUAGCUUUUGCAAAAGCAGCAGCAACUCUUCCUGGGGUCCACACAAAGCAUGAAACAUGACAUAAUACAAAACAUUAAAAGACAAGAACAGCUCAAAGACAGAACUACAUAAAACAUUUUUUUAAAGGCACAAGUAGCCUACAUAUCAAUACAUACACACAAACUAUCUAGGUAAAAUAGGGGAGAUCCCACACUCUGAAAUGUAAUGCCGAGAGCGCCACGAGCAGAUUCGGGUUACACCUUUUAUAGCAACGUACAUCCUCCUGAAUGUCCAUGACAAACAACAUAUGUGUGGAAUGGGUCAAAAGGUUAGGAUUUGUAUGAAAGCAAUGAAUAAUUCACAGCAGACAGUAUCUGCUGUGAAGACUGUUCUCAUUGUAUGGAAACCAGGGUUUGGCCCCCAAGACGAGGUUCUUAUCAACUAUUCAUAACAGAUCUUGUCCCUGAUACCUUAUACACACAGACACCAGUCCAGUCUAUGAAAUGCAGGCUCAGUCAGACCAGCGACAUCUCCCGCUCACACACCACUAAUCAUAGAAUGGAAUGUGGCUGUUGGAUUUAUCACCUAGCCAUCACUUAAUCAGUUGCUAGCCCAAGCUUCAGAGGCUCCUCUCAGUUCACACAGACACAGAUGAGAGAAUUCUAACAACCCUAUUCUAUUGCAUAAAACAACCAUUCAAUGCAUAAACAGUAUUAUAACAUAAUCUUGUAAUUUCUCCACCACAAAAGGAAGGAGAGCGCAGGGACCGUGAGAGGCAGACACUGCUGCUCUCUGCCUCCCUCUGCUGAGACUAAUGCUGUGUAAUUUCCGACUGUUCAAGACAACUGGGAACUCGGAAAAAACAAGAUCCGACUGGGAAAAAUAGUUUUGAACGAUCAUCCAAUUCGGAAUUCCAAGUAGGAAACUCUGGGGUCUUUCUAGACCUCUGACUUUCCGACCUGAAGAUCACUGACGUCAUGAAUUGAUCUUGUUUUUUCCCCCGAGUUCCCUGUUGACUUGAAAGCACCAUGACCAUCAAGUGCUACACCAACUGAUCUAUUUUGUCAUUAAAGCUUGAAAUAUAAUAUAGUCUAAUAAUAACAAUAUUGGCAGGCCAAGCAUAUGAUGUGAUAAUGUAUUAGGCCUACUGCACAAACCUCUUUCCUACAGAACGGUUUUUAUUAGGUUAAUGUUACAUUUUUAAAAAGUAAUGUUUAAAAAAAUUAUCUGGGUGGUAGAUCUCUGCCUACUUUUUGAUUUUGAAAUCUGAGUCAAGAUCACUAAGGUUGGUGACCACUGCUGUAGUCUAUAUAAUUGUUUAAAAAACAGAAUAAAUCCCAAAGCUAAUAAUGAACUAAAAUAUAAACUCAACAUGCAACAAUUUCAAAGAUUUUACGGAGUUACAGAUCAUAUAAGAAAAUCAGUAAAUUCAAAUAAAAUCAUUAGGCCCUAAUCUAUGGAUUUCACAUGACUGGGAAUACAGAUAUGCAUCUGUUGCUCACAGAUAUCUUUUAAAAAAGGAGGGGCGUGGAUCAGAAAACCAGUCGGUAUAUGGUGUGACCACCAUUUGCCUCAUGCAGCGCAACACAUUUCCUUCACAUAGAGUUGAUCAGGCUGUUGAUUGUGGCCUGUAGAAUGUUGUCCCACUCCUCUUCAAUGGCUGUGCGAAGUUGCUAGAUAUUGGUGGGAACUGGAACACGCUGUCGAAUGCGUCGAUCCAGAAUAUCCCAAACAUGGUAUUUGGUAUUUUAUUAGGAUCCCUAUUAGCUGUUGCAAAAGCAGCAGCUACUCUUCCUGGGGUCCACACAAAACAUUAAACAUGACAUAAUACAGAACAUUAAUAGACAAGAACAGCUCAAGGACAGAACUACAUAAAAAACUUUUAAAGGCACACGUAGCCUACAUAGCAAUAUAUACACAAACUAUCUAUGUCAAAUAGGGGAGAGGUGUUGUACCAUGAGGUGUUGCUUUAUCUGUUUUUUGAAACCAGGUUUGCUGUUUAUUUGUGCAAUAUGAGAUGAAAUGGAGUACCAUGCAAUAAUGGCUCUAUAUAAUACUGAACGCUUUCUUGUAUUUGUUCUGGAUUCGGGGACUGUGAAAAGACCCCUGGUGGCAUGUCUGGUGGGGUAAGUGUGUGUGUCAGAGCUUUGUGUAAGUUGACAAUGCAAACAAUUUGGGAUUUUCAACACAUUGUUUCUUAUAAAAAGAAGAACAGAUGCAGUCAGUAUCUCCUCAACUCUUAGCAUAGAAAGACUGGCAUGCAUAGUAUUUAUAUCAGCCCUCUGAUUACAAUGAAGAGCAAGACGUGCUGCUCUGUUCUGUGCCAGCUGCAGCUUAACUAGGUCAUUCCUUGCAGCACUCGACCACAUGACUGGACAAUAAUCAAUAUAAGACAAAACUAGAGCCUGCAGGACUUGCUUUAAAAAAAAUCAGAGCAUCUCUUUAUUACGGACAGACCUCUCCCCAUCUUUACAACCAUUGAAUCAAUAUGUUUUGACCAUGACAGUUUACAAUCUAAGGUAACACCAAGUAAUUUAGUGUCCUCAACUUGUUCAACAGCCACACCAUUCAUUACCAAAUACAAUGCUCUUAGUUUUAGAGAUGUUCAGGACAAGUAUAUUACUGGCCACCCAUUCCAAAACAUACUCAGUGGGUGACAUGUCUGGUGAGUAUGCAGGCCAUGGAAGAACUGGGAAAUGUUCAGCUUCCAGGAAUUGUGUACAGAUCCUUGCUACAUUGGGCUGUGCAUUAUCAUGCUGAAAAAUGAGGUGAUGGUGGCGGAUGAAUGGCACGACAAUGGGCCUCAGGAUCUCGUCACGGUAUCUCUGUGCAUUCAAAUUACCAUCGAUAAAAUGCAAUUGUGUUUGUUGUCCGUAGCUUAUGCCUGCCCAUACCAUAACCCCACUGCCACCACGGGCCACUCGGUUCACAACGUUGACAUCAGCAAACCGCUCGCCCACACAAUGCCAUCUGCCCGGUACAGUUAAAACCGGGAUUCAUUUGUGAAGAGCACACUUCUCCAGUGUGCCAGUGGCGCCGAACUGCAGUCAGGUCAAGACCCUGGUGAGGACGACAAGCACGCAGAUGAGCUUCCCUGAGAAGUCUUCUGACUGUGCAGAAAUCCUUUGGUUGUGCAAACUCACAGUUUCAUCAGCUGUCCGGGUGGCUGGUCUCAGAUGAUCCCGCAGGUGAAGAAUCCGGAUGUGGAGGUCCUGGGCUGGCGUGGUUACACGUGGUCUGCGAUUGUGAGGCCGGUUGGUCGUACUGCCAAAUUCUCUAAAAUGACGUUGGAGUCGGCUUAUGGAAGAAAAUUAACAUUCAAUUCUCUGGCAACAGCUCUGGUGGGCAUUCCUACAGUCAGCAUGCCAAUUGCACGCUCCCUCAACUUGAGACAUCUGUGGCAUUAUGUUGUGUGACAGAACUGCACAUUUUAGAGUGGCCUUUUAUUGUCCCCAGCACAAGGUGCACCUGUGUAAUGAUCAUGCUGUUUAAUCAGCUUCUUGAUUAUGCCACGCGUGUCAGGUGGAUGGAUUAUCUUGGCGAAGGAGAAAUGCUCACUAACAGGGAUAUAAACAAAUUUGUGCCAAACGUUUAGAGAAAUAAGCUUUUUGUGUAUCUGGAAAAUUUCUGGGAUCUUUUAUUUCAGCUCAUGAAACAUGGGACCAACACUACAUGUUUAGUUUAUAUUUUUGUUCAGUUUAUUAAUCACACGCACUGGAAAAGACAGCCAUCACAGUUUUGAUGGCAAUUAUUGGAAAAAAGCGGGAUCCCAGCCUUCCAGUGAUGUUUGAUUUAUUUCUCAACUCCAGAUAUUGCACAUUUGGCAGCGUUUUACAAUCUGAGUGUAUACAGGCAUACAAUCACAGCGGGAGAGGUCAUCCACUCACCAUUCGAGCGCAUAAACGGUAGGCCUAUAUUCAUUGUAAAGUUCACACAAUUACACUGUAUUUAUAAAUACACUGUAAAAAUCACAUGAUUGUGGGAUUUAUUUAUUUUAAUUUUAUUUACAUUAAACAAUUAAACAAGCAUCAAGAUCAUAUUUAGAGUCUGGUCUAGUUAAUGAUUAGCCCAUUGGGGUAAACAAUGCAGAUGAGCAACCCCAUGCUUCAGCCAUGUAGCCACUAUGCUGCAUCAGGCUACAGGUGAUAAUGGUUAUUGCUAAAAUAGCACCCCUGCCUAAUAAUACGGACCAUGUAUAGGCCCUAAAGAUAUCACUUUUCAUCAAUAUGUUAUUGGGCUCAUUUCUGGAGGGCAAUAUUAUAUUUUAAACAGUUUUUAAUAUGUUAAUUAGGCUAAAUGUCAUCAUUGAGAGGAGGGAUGGUUUUAUUUUUGUUUUCCAAACAAUUAGUGUAAAUAUCAGAUUUUAUGGUUGGGUAUAAUAUAAGGUACUUGCCCAGACUGUAAAUGAAAAUGAAAUCACCCUCGAUUGAAAUUCUGGGUGCAUAACUCUUAUUUCCUGUGAUCUUGGCCUGGCCAGUAAUUUUCUCAUUCGGGCCAGUAGUUUUGACUUGGUACUGACCUGGUGUGCCACAGCAAAUUUACCUGAAUGUCAAGCCCUGCUUUUAGUAGAUCUCCCCUGAAACCUGAAUAUUUUAGCCUUACAAGGAUAAAGGUAAACAUGUCUUAGUCAGCUACCUUGCUUUGAAGUACCUUACAUUAGCCAUUUGAUCCCUGAUUAAUUGAAUGAGGGAAUUAUUUUUUAUGAAGACAUUUAAAAGUAUUUGGUUGAUCAUUUUAAUGUUGCAAUAUUUUACAUCCUCCAGGAGAGCUACUGGGUGUGCAGGCUUUUGUUAGAGCCCAGCUCUAACACACCACAUUGUAAAAAAUCAGCUGGUCAACAUGACCUUGAUAAGCUCACUUGGGUGUUGGAGCAAAGCUGGAUCAAAAGCCUGCAAACCCAGUAGCUCUCCAGAUGGAGGGUUAACCAUGUGUUGCAUACAAUAGCCUAACAGUGCAGUUAUUUUACUUUGUGGGGGGUUGCACCACCGAGAGCAUCCUGACUGGUUGCUUCACUGCCUGGUAUGGCAACUGCUCGUCCUCUGGCCGCAAGGCACUACAGAGGGUAGUGCGUACGGCCCAGUACAUCACUGGGGCCAAGCUUCCUGCCAUCCAGGACCUCUAUACCAGGCGGCGUCAGAGGAAGGCUCUAAAAAUUGUCAGACUCCAGCCACCCUAGUCAUAGACUGUUCUCUCUGCUACCGCACGGCAAGCGGUACCGGAGCGCCAAGUCUAGGUCCAAGAGGCUUCUACCCCCAAGCCAUAAGACUCCUGAACAUCAAAUGAAAUGGCUACCCAGACUAUUUGCAUUGCCCCCCUUUUUACAUUACGCUGCUGCUACUCCUUUUUUAUUAUCUAUGCAUAGUCACUUUAACUCUACCUACAUGUACAUAUUACCUCGACUAACCGGUGCCCCUGCACAUUGACUCGGUACCGGUACCCACUGUACAGUCGUGGUCAAAAGUUUUGAAAAGUUUGAGAAUGACACAAGUAUUGGUCUUCACAAAGUUUGCUGCUUCAGUGUUCUGAUAUAUUUUUGUCAGAUGUUAUUAUGGUAUACUGACGUAUAAUUACAAGCAUUCCAUAAGUGUCAAUUUUUUUUAUUGACAAUUACAUAAAUUUUAUGCAAAGAGUCAAUAUUUACAGUGUUGACCCUUCUUUUUCAAUACCUCUGCAAUCCGCCCUGGCAUGCUGUCAAUUAACUUCUGGGCCACAUCCUGACUGAUGGCAGCCCAUUCUUGUGUAAUCAAUACUUGGAGUUUGUCAGAAUUUGUGGGUUUCUGUUUGUCCACCCGCCUCUUGAGUAUUGACCACAAGUUCUCAAUGGAAUUAAGGUCUGGGGAGUUUCCUGGCCAUGGACCCAAAAUGUUGAUGUUUUGUUCCCCGAGCCACUUAGUUAUCACUUUUUCCUUAUGGCAAGGUGCUCCAUCAUGCUGGAAAAGGCAUUGUUCAUCACCAAACUGUUCUUGGAUGGUUGGGAGAAGUUGCUCUCGGAGGACGUGUUGGUACCAUUCUUUAUUCAUGGCUGUGUUCUUAGGCAAAAUUGUGAGUGAGCCCACUCCCUUGGCUGAGAAGAAACCCCACACAUGAAUGGUCUCAGGAUGCUUUACUGUUAGCAUGACACAGGACUGAUGGUAGCGCUCACAUUGUCUUCUCCGGACAAGCUUUUUUCCAGAUGCCCCAAACAAUCGGAAAGGGGAUUCAUCAGAGAAAAUGACUUUACCCCAGUCCUCAGCAGUCCAAUCCCAGUACCUUUUGCAGAAUAUCAGUCUGUCCCUGAUGUUUUUCCUGGAGAGAAGUGGCUUCCUCGCUGCCUUUCUUGACACCAGGCCAUCCUCCAAAAGUCUUCGCCUCACUGUGCGUGCAGAUGCACUCACACCUGCCUGCUGCCAUUCCUGAGCAAGCUCUGCACUGGUGGUGCCCCGAUCCCGCAGCUGAAUCAACUUUAGGAGACAGUCCUGGCGCUUGCUGGACUUUCUUGGGCGCCCUGAAGCAUUCUUCACAACAAUUGAACCUCUCUCCUUUAAGUUCUUGAUGAUCCGAUGAAUGGUUGAUUUAGGUGCAAUCUUACUAGCAGCAAUAUCCUUGCCUGUGAAGCCCUUUUUGUGCAAAGCAAUGAUGACGGCAUGUGUUUCCUUGCAGGUAACCAUGGUUAACAGAGGAAGAACAAUGAUUUCAAGCACCACCCUCCUUUUAAAGCUUCCAGUCUGUUAUUCUAACUCAAUCAGCAUGACAGAGUGAUCUCCAGCCUUGUCCUCGUCAACACUCUCACCUGUGUUAACAAGAGAAUCACUAACAAGAUGUCAGCUGGUCCUUUUGUGGCAGGGCUGAAAUGCAGUGGAAAUGUUUUUUGGGGAUUAAGUUCAUUUUCAUGGCAAAGAGGGACUUUGCAAUUAAUUACAUUUCAUCUGAUCACUCUUCAUAACAUUCUGGAGUAUAUGCAAAUUGCCAUCCAAAAAUCUCAGGCAGCAGACCUGGUGAACAUUAAUAUUUGUGUCAUUCUCAAAACUUUUAGCCUCGCAAUUGUUAUUUUACUGCUGCUGUUUAAUUAUUUGUUACUUUUUUUUUUCUUUUUUUUUCUAGGUAUUCUUUCUUAAAACUGCAUUGUUUGUUAAGGGCUUUUAAGUAAGCAUUUCACCUGUUGUAUUCGGCGCAUGUGACAAAUACAAUUUUGAUUUGAUUUGGUUCAUGUUUUUCUGCCAUGCGUAAUAUGUGUUAGGCUAUGUAUUGUGUAAGGCACAAUUAUAAUUUUAAUUCAGGGUUUUUUCUGUCUUUGGCUCAUAAGCCUAUGCAUUAGCUCUAAUAUGCCUAUGGGUGUUUAGAAUUAAUCAUCAUCUUUAGAAAGUACUGUCCAUUGCUGUUGUACUUCUUUCAUCAAAUUGAUCAUCACAUUGAGGUGAGUUUUGAAAGCAGCAUACUGUUUGAAGUGUUUGUGAUUUUCGAUUGCGUUUGCAAUGAUGUCAGAGUGGUUAGAGGGACAAAAGAGCCCUGUAUACCAGGCCAUUAGGACCUGAUGGUCUUUUGCAAAUUCAGUACUACCAAAGCAUUUCCAGAGUGCAUAAGGGGAGAGUACCGUGACUCAACGGUCAUGUGGAAUUGUACUGCGGUCAUGACUGCUGGACAAGUGGCUAAAAUAGUUAAUGUCAAGCCCUGAAAGUUGUGAAAUAUGACACAGCCUUGACCUUUGCCCUCUUCACGCUCAGGUUGACGAGGGCUUCUAUCUGCAGAACAGCAACGUGGGCCGCGGGGACGAGAACCAGAACCGGUGCGAGCACAGCGUCUCUCAGGAAAACGGCAACACGACCACAAUAACCAUGAAGCAACAGGUGCUGUGCUCUUCCACCUUCCCCCAGCAGGAGGUGCUGUCCAGCUCUCUGGAGGCAGAGCAUAGGUAAACACUGGCCUGUUCUGACAACAGUAACACUUCUAGCUUGCUAGUUCCUAUCUUCUGUCAGGAGUUUGCUGAUCUGAAGCAACUGGAUAGAUUUUUUUUUUAAACCAUAUGGCAGAAGCUUCCAUUUAGCCCAUUGGAUGGCUAGAUGGAGCCAUGUUUCACACACUGCACACAUCACACAUAUCCGACCCCUUUAGAUCUGCAUAUAGUGAAGUGGUUGGGGCUAGUAGUGUUGUUGUGGAGGAGCAACAUAGCAAGUAGGUGUGGUGAAGCGUGCUCCCCUUUUGUCUGGCUCAUGAUUGCAGAGGCACAAUUUAUAAAAAUUAGAAAUCCUCAAGGUUCACUUUUAAUGGUGGCUUUCGCUCUCUCCCAGGUUAUUGAAAGAGAUGGGUUGGCAGGAGGAGAGUGACAAUGAUGAGACGUGUGCCCCUCUGACAGAGGACGAAAUGAGGGAGUUCCAGGCUAUCAGUGAACAGGUAGUUACUCUUCCACCCAUUCAUACUACAGUAUUGGCCACUCCCUUCAUAGUACUCAUCUGUUACUGAGCUCGUUUGUCAUAAAGCACUCAUUACCUUGUCACGUGAUGUGCCCUCAUUAAACAAAUCAUGAUAGUUUACAAUAACCAUUCUUACAUUUCUGAAAAAACGCCUUUAAAAAAGUUUCAAUGAUCAUAUUGACGGUCACCUGUCAUGGCAUUUGUUAACACUCCAGCUGUCUGAAUGCUUUCUGACAGCCAUUUCCAAGUUCAUUGCUGCUUACAUUUCUAAUUUCAAGCCCCUUGUGCUGAAACCAGUCCCCCACCCACCCUAACCUCACCCCACCCCACCCGAUUGUCGUCUUUCCUCUCCAGCUGCAGAAGAACGGUCUAAGGAGAAAUGGCCUCUUGAAGAACAGCCCUCCCAUAGACUCCCUGGCCGUGUGGAAGACCAGCAACCUCAAAAUGGCCACCGACACCACGGAGGAGACAGAGACCAGCAGCAGCGACACCUCUGACGACGAUGCCUAA
Molecule: messenger RNA, 27384 nt
Organism: Coregonus sp. 'balchen'
Lineage: Eukaryota; Metazoa; Chordata; Actinopteri; Salmoniformes; Salmonidae
Source: the annotation of a GenBank genome assembly